Messenger RNA from Scatophagus argus, 2323 nucleotides. It is a transcript of the gene sspn, whose product is annotated as sarcospan (Kras oncogene-associated gene). The transcript has 3 exons. Bases 207 to 881 code for a protein of 224 amino acids. Lineage: Eukaryota; Metazoa; Chordata; Actinopteri; Scatophagidae. Gene Ontology annotation, cellular component: dystrophin-associated glycoprotein complex; sarcolemma. The record is from RefSeq and is a predicted model, not a curated record.
UAGGAAUCCAGUCCAAAUGUUUUCCAUAUUAGUUCAGAGCCUUCUCUGUUUUCAAAUAGCAGCCGUGCAGGGCUUAUGGUGAGAGGAGGCCUUGGCAGGGAGGGGGGAAGGGAGAGAGGCAGACGACAGACAGGCUCAUCCACCCCAAACACUGCAACAGUAAAAGUCAAGAGUACAGAGGGAAGAGUGUAAAGAAAGGAGGAGAAAUGGGGCAAGGGCAAAAAGGUUCCUCAGACAACAAGGAAGGCAAGAAGAAGAGAGAUGAAAGCCCAGCGCCAGAGGACAGCCAUAAGUGCAGAGUCUGUCGCUUCCCCCUGCUCGUCGCCCUGCUCCAGCUGCUUUUGGGGGUGGCCGUCACUGCCGUGGCCUUCCUUAUGUUGGCCAUCAGCCCCUCACUCCUGGCCAGGGAGACGCCACACUGGGCUGGAAUCAUUCUGUGUUUAGUUUCCAUCGUGGGCUUCAUCCUGUACUGUGUCACCUAUCUUCCUGAUGAGAGAACGUCUAUGCAGUUCAUUGGCAAGCUCCUGUACUUCAUCCUGUGCACAAUCGGUCUGGUCAUUUCAGUGCUGGUCGUGGCGUUCGCUGGAUAUCACCACUCACAGACCAGUAAGUUAAGCUGUAAGGAGGUGGGCGAGAGCUGCGUGUGCACGCUGGCUCAGAAUGACCCAAUAGCACGCACCUUCACCUAUGAGGGAGUCAGUGACUGCGAGGUGAUCACUGGGACACUCACACUCUACUUCGUGAUCCAGAUUGUGCUGAACCUGGCCCAGGCACUCGUCUGUACCAUUGGUGCCUUCAUCAUGUGGAAGCACCGUUAUCAGGUUUUUUUUGCUGGUCUUCAGAUUGGCUCUCCCUCCUCCAAACAGUGGCAGAAAGUUUAGCACGUGGACGACAGAAUUGAUGACUCUGGUCAGGCAGAUCAUAAGGGAUGGUAAUGGAGCCGUGUGAUUACACUCUGGACAAAUGUGUUUUUACUGAUGUCAGUUUAUACUAAUCUUUUUGUGGUAGUUGUACUGUACGGCUUUUUGCACAAAUUUUGUAUACUCUAUAAGUGACUUUGUACUUCCUGUGUCCAGUGUUAUGAAAAUAACUUGAAUAGAUAAAGAGGAGCAAAACAACAGAUCUAUUUUUGAAAAACUAAUCCAGUUAUUUGUGUUCCUUGGUAAUGAAUUUUUCACAAUGUUUCUAAUCAUCUCGACCUUUACUCUCGUCACAUACAGCUCUCACACGGCUGUAGUGCCAGACAAAUUAGAAGCAAACUUUGAAACCAGAGCAGCUCAUUUGUUAUGCACUUAACUCCAAAAAUGUACAUGCUCUUGCAAAAUAUCUUUUAUUUUGGCCUACAGAGAUUUAAUGGUCAUGAUUAGUUGCUCUAGUCACACUUUAGGUGGCACACAAAGUAACUGUGUUGUCAAAUUACAGUUAGCAAAGACACUGUCCGUGAAAAGGUCACCCGUUGGAGAAAGAAAAUAUGGAGAAGAAAAUAUUAGAGAUUUGUCAUUUAAAAUCCUAAUUUAAUGAAAAAAGCAUCACAUUAGUUAUUCGUUUGUUGCUUUUCAAUCAGAAAAUUACAUUAUAGUGACUUGACUAUUGACUAUAUUGACUUAAUUAAUCCCAUGAAGAACUCUGUUUUGUUUCUUUUGCUACUAUACAAACGUAUGCAGCUCAGUAAUACUCCAAACAGUUCAGUUACAUGAAUUAAAAAACAGAUCCUGACAGCGGUAGCACAAUCUGCACAGAGUACACUUUGUGAGACUGGAUCCAGACUGAACUGGGCUGUGGCUUGCGAAGGUGGAUGCCAGGCCAGUAGCCAGCAUGACUCAAACAGCCUGUAGGAGUCAAGCUACUGCAGCCACAAAGGGAGGGAGGAAGGGGCCAGGGUGAGGAAAGGGGGACUCAGACAGGCAGCUGGACUUUGAGUAACUAAAUCAUCUCACUGUGUUUACAGCGUUUCAGUUGUUUUCAUUCAGGAAGGACAGGCCAGAAGGGAUGAAGCAACAGCACCAUUUUAAGUUUGUCUUUGUAAAAUGCUUUGUCUUAUGCAAAGGUUCAGCUUUGCUUACGGUCAUCUCAGGUGCAGACAGCGGUCACCUGGAGUUUAUACACGAUGAACAUGGAAUGGGAAAGGGGAGGCAGUUUCCAUGGCAAAUCAGAUGAAAUGUGCUCAGAGGGAGAGUGUAAUUAGUGCUCAAAGUUACAUCUAUUUUGAAAAAAAAUGAGCAUUGACUUGGGGAGGAUGCAAAGAAAUAUGAUUUUGCACAGAAGCCUUUUAAUGUGUUGUUUGAGGAGCAUUUCAUUGAAUAAAGAAGAAAAGUGCCAAGAA